GUUAGGCCAUGAGUAGUGCAACAGGUAACAACACUGCCAGGAUACCCACGUCUCACACUUUAUGGUCACCAUAUGACACUGUGAGAGACGCGGCCGAAAGCUUAGGCCUUUCGAGUCAAUUAACUGAGGACGUGGCAAAAAACUUGGCCAUGGACGUUGAGUACCGUAUUCAUGAAAUUUUGGAGCAAGCAUUGAAAUUCAUGAGGCAUGGCAAAAGGAAAAUACUUACGGUAUCCGAUGUUGACAGGGCUAUGAAAGUACUGAACCUUGAACCCUUGUACGGCUAUGAUGUUUCGAGGCCCCUUGUUUUUAAAGAAGCAAUGGUUGGCCCUGGUCAAACGCUGUACUAUGUCGACGAUGACGACGUCGAGUUUGAAAAGUUGAUCAAUCAAUCACUUCCUAAAGUUCCAAGAUUCACUUCAUUUACUGCCCAUUGGCUCGCAAUUGAGGGCGUGCAGCCAACAAUUCCUCAAAACCCAAACCCCGUGGAGAUCAAACAAUUACCCCCUAAUCAGAGAGGUUCGGUUGAUAACAUACUGAGCUUGAACAAUGACGAUAUAUCUUUGUCUACCAAUCCAUCUAAUGGAUUGACAACAGUUGAGCAAAACUCACAAGGAAGAAAAAAAGAUCUUGAUGUGAAACCACUUGUCAAACAUAUGCUUUCUAGAGAGCUUCAGCUAUAUUUUGACAAGUCUGUUGCUGCACUACUGGAUGAGACCAAUGAAAGCCUCCGAGCGGCUGCUUUGGAAUCUUUGGAAGCUGAUCCUGGAUUACACCAACUUGUCCCUUAUUUUAUUCAGUUCGUCGCUGAAACAAUAACACACAAUUUGAAAAAUCCAACGAUUUUGACAACAAUGUUAAUGGUGAUAUAUUCUUUACUGUCCAACAAGUCAAUAUUUCUUGACCCAUACAUUCACGCUAUAAUGCCAUGCAUACUCACUCUACUUCUUGCUAAGAAAAUAGGAGCACGGUCAGAAUCGGAAGAUGACAGAGAACAAUUCAGAAUUAGGGAGCUGGCGGCUUCCCUCCUGCAGAGAAUCAUGCGGGAGUAUGGUUCUUCCUAUACAACUCUUAAACCUAGAAUAACUAGAACGCUUUUGAGGGCGUUCCUUAGCAGCGCCACAAAGAGUUCAAUUGGAACGCAGUUUGGCGCCAUGAAGGGCAUGAAGUCUUUGGGUAAAGAAGUGAUUCGAAUUAUUAUGGUGGGGAACCUUAAAAGCUGGUCUACCUCCAUUCUAGAAGGCCUUGAUGAAAAGUCCACUAGCUACAAAAUACUUAUUGAAAAUGUGAUGGAUUGCCUUAAUACAAUGACCGACGACGGCAAGCUUAGCAAGCCAUCGACAACUGAAGGUGACAAUGAGAGCAAUCAGCAUGGGCUAGGGGAUGACGAAAUGCAGAAAUUGAGAGAUCGUUUAGGUGACAUCCUUGCGAAGGAAGUCGCUUCCCAACCAAACGCACGAGAGAUAUACGGCGGCAUUUUCUUUGGGGAAUUAUGAGACGUCUUUAGCGGACAUUAAAGUAACUUUUGGAUCUUGACUUGUGACACAGAAUAGCGAGCUCAGUCGAAAGUCAGCCUUUUUCUAGGAUUACCGUGCUCUUUAGCACCAAAUAACUCCGAUUGCCGUUGCAGGUUUAAAUUCUGUUUUGGUGAUGAUUGAGGUAGAACAGGUCCUGAUUGGGGUGAUACACAUGGUGGGAAGCUAUCAGGUUUUUCGUUUGCAAAAAGAUCACUUGAUGUUUCAGCGUAGUAUAAGCUUUGAUCAGCGCAUGACGAAAGUGAAGUUCUAGACGGAAUUUCAAUAGUUUGUAUGACGUUCUCUUUUGCCUGAUGAGAUUUUAGGGGAGUAGCGGUGACAUGAGUGUCCGACACCAUGCUAGUCUUCACUGGAGAGAUAUCAUCGGGAGCAGUCUUAAGGUCAUCGGGAGAUGCGAAAAUCUCCAAGGAAGCGCGUGGUUUUUUCACAGGUGUGGCUUCUACCUCCGUAUACGGGUUAGCUUGCACUUCCGAGUUGUCAAGAUAUAUUGAAGCUGCGUUCCGUUUUCUAUGAUUGAAAAUUGAAGAGGUUUCAAUCGCGGAUAUUUUGCUUUUGAUGCGUGUCUUACUGAGACUUGAUUCAGUAUGCGACCGGGGCUGUAAUUCAAGUCCAGUUGGCGAAGUGGACAAUUGUUGAGUUAUUGAAGUACUUUUGAUCAUAUCGAAUGUCUUUCUGGAUAAAUUUUGUGUCAGUCCUAGAUUGGAUGCUUUACGUUUUAGCUUCAAGUGCGAAAAUUCUAAUGAGUUAACGAGAACUGAUGUGUCCGAUUUCGCGAUAGCUCUCAGCUUCGGUGAUGGAGGCGAAAUUGUCCUUAUAUGUUCUGCAUGUGAAUUUUUUGAUUUCCUAGAAGCUGAAGGUCCUUUAGCUUUAUUUAUUAGCUCUCUGAGUAGCUUCGGAUGUGACUUCUGGAAAAAGGGAACGACAGAGCUUAUUAAAAAUCUAUAGGUUGAAUCAUCUUCGUUCAGUGAUAAUCCCAUUAUAGCAUCGUGAACGCAUAGUUUGUCCAUCAAGGCGUUGAUGUUUGUCUUCAAGACAUUUGAAGUAAGUUCAUUCGUUGAGUUAUCUUGAAUGUUUCUUAGGUCAGUGGUAAAUUUUGCGUUAACAGAAAUUGCAGUUCCAAUUAAUGUAGGUAUCAGUCUUUUUUUGCGACCUACCAGCGGCCGUUUGGUAUAAAUAACCUUCGAUCUCCUGGGUGUUGGUACUUGAUGGUCCUCCUCACCGUUGAGCAGCCUUAGCAAAUCCAGGCAAAGGAGUACUUGUAGUUUGGCCUCUCUCAGUCUGAGAUUGUCCAAUGACUCUCGAAAUUGUUCGUCAGAUUUCGUGGCGUGAUUACGAAGAAAGUCAACACGAUAACUGAGUUCAUCAUCGUUUAGUAGGUUCAAUGAGGAGGUACACGAUGAGCGACCAAAGUCAAAACGCUGAUUGAAGUUUGUCAUUGAACGAAUGAUAAAUGAAGAAAUAGUGUCGCGAGCUAACUGACAGUUCGAACGGGAAAGCACAUGGACUCUUGGAAGGGCAGUCUUGGCAAAAUAUUGUAAGGGGGUUGUGCUCUGGUAAAGGGUAGAAAAAUAUCUUUCUGCUAGAAACGCAUGGGGAUCCACAUGAGAAAGCUUUGAAGAUGAACUCAAACUUGCUGACAGCUUGACGUUAGGAGGACUCAUGCGUAAAGAAAGGCAACAACUAGAGCUCUUGAUUGCUAAUACACUCUUUUUGACUUUGGGGAAAUGGUAAGAUGAUGUUGGAGUCGUUGACGCUAAAGGACUCCCACCAUACUUUCUUAAUACUCUCUCCUCUAUGUGGGCAUCAUCAACCAGCUUAUAUAGUGUCCAAAUAUUAUGUUGAAUUCCAGGGGAUAAAAUACCAAAGGUUGGCUUUGAUGCGAGGUCUUGAUUUGAUGAAUGGACAACUACAAAUGCCGAAGAAUAUUCGUCCCCUAUUUUGAAGCAAUCAAAGUUCUCUACCAGAGCUUCCCCCAAAAUCAAAUCCAAUGAGCUCUGUAUUUUGAAAAAACAUAAUUCCGCAUUGGCGCUAGUUAUUGCACAGACUGCUUCAACUUGAGUCUCAGUCACGUUUGAUUCUGUACAUUCCCCAGGCUUGAUUCGAAAUUUGAACAUUGAUUUUGAUAUAAGAGGAGAAAAAGGUUUUAUACUUUCAACUCACGAGCUCCUUCAAGAUGUAAAAGGCAGAUUAGCUAACUGUUUACGCCUAGAUUCAAUAGUUGUCAUCACAUGACUCAAAUCACGAUACAAUUUUUACCGACGCACUAUUCAAAAGUUUCCGACGAGGAAAUCCAAUAUUUCCGGUUUUACCCGUAAUUGAAAAUCGUUGAAGGUGUUUCAAUUAGAUAUGUUUGGUUUUGUCAUUCAUUCUCCUCUUUUCAACAUCUUGCUAUUUGACAGCUGCUUGUAAUCAGGAUGAUGGUUAGGAAUCAAGCUUUUUUGCAAUUGAAAUGAUGUAGAUUCUUGCCAUCAUCUCCAUAUACACGGCGCCAUGUUCACUAUUAAAACUUAAUCUCCGGUAAUGGUUGACAGUGGGGUCAGCAAUUAACGCUUUUUUUGUACUGGUAUUGUGGUUAUCAAUUAGCAAAACCUCAAGGGACAACACCUUUGAUUGCGUAAAGAAUUGGGCUAUACAUCACAAACAACCGUCUCUUUGCUAUAUUAUCCUUCGUACCUUGAGUAUAAGAAGGAUUGUACGUUGGAAGUCAUCCCACACCUUCCAUCGUAUGAAUCGUAGUUGAAGUUGUGGCCGAUUAAAGUCGAGCUCUUCUGAUACUGCUCGAAUCAAACCUCGUACCAAUGUUUAGAUCUUGGGCAACUCUCAAAAGUGUAUAAUUGGCAUGUAGAUUUGUGGCCAAUUUGGCAAUCAAGUGCCUAAUAUCCUGUGAUCAAAUGCAUAAGCCGACAAGUAACAGCGAACGUGACUUAUUGUGCUGAUUGGCCACAGAAAUACUGGUAAAUGUAAAGUUCUGAGAAGGUUGAGAUGUCUGCUUUUCUGUUCAAUUGCACAAGGGCCAUUGUCUUAAAUCAGCCCACUUUUACAUAGCAAACAGCACAAUGCUCAUAAUCUGAUUGGACAUUCGACACCCUCCAACAGGAGACAGAUAUUAAGAGGUUUACCCUUAUAUAGUGUGUCGGCUGCAGGAGCAAAGAAUGAGUGAACUUUCACUGGAUUUGACAUAAGCGGUAAUAUUAACAUUCAGGUAGGAUAUAAGCAAUGAAUGCUAUACAACAUAUGAAAUGAGCUGAAAGCUAAAGCAAAAUUGCAAUUCAUUCAUAC
Messenger RNA from Ogataea polymorpha, 4814 nucleotides. RefSeq lists its product as uncharacterized. The record is from RefSeq and is a predicted model, not a curated record. Bases 9 to 1496 code for a protein of 495 amino acids. The transcript has a single exon. Gene Ontology annotation, biological process: RNA polymerase II preinitiation complex assembly; transcription initiation at RNA polymerase II promoter. Gene Ontology annotation, cellular component: SLIK (SAGA-like) complex; transcription factor TFIID complex; SAGA complex. Lineage: Eukaryota; Fungi; Ascomycota; Pichiomycetes; Pichiales; Pichiaceae. Gene Ontology annotation, molecular function: protein heterodimerization activity; transcription coactivator activity; RNA polymerase II general transcription initiation factor activity.